This is a messenger RNA of Xiphophorus maculatus (southern platyfish), 5273 nucleotides long. Its product is annotated as transmembrane protein 238-like. The transcript has 2 exons. NCBI's taxonomy places the organism in Eukaryota, Metazoa, Chordata, Actinopteri, Cyprinodontiformes, Poeciliidae. Bases 2848 to 3423 code for a protein of 191 amino acids. The record is from RefSeq and is a predicted model, not a curated record.
GUCAGGAACAAAUGACCAAACAGAUCAACCUUAAGAAAACAGACAAAAGAAGAAGGAAUAUGAAACCACACACACAGAGGCUCUCGGACAAAUACAAUAGAAACCAGUUACAUUUCCACACACCAUCAAUUUUCUUUAAUCUUAUUCACCAGGGUCAUACAUAUCUUAUAUUAAUUUUCUUCGUCUACGAGUUUUGCAUCAUGAACAAAUAAAUAAAUACAAUUUCCAAGGGAAAAGUGCCUACAUUAACAUUUGUCUAAUCCAAAAUUUGACACCAUCAACUGUCUGUUCCUUUCCAAAAGAGUGCAAUAGAUUUUUUUGGCAUGCAAGAGACACACAUCUAUCAAAAUACGCUCGUUCUGGCCGUAUCUAUGACCGCCGGGAUAUAGUCCCAAGAUAAAUAGAGCAGGAUCCAUUAAAACAUCUUUUGAAAUGAAUUUGUGAAUUUGUAUUUAUUUUAUAAAUAAAUAAAUGCAUAUUGUUCCUGACAAUAUGGGGACAAUGCAUAGUAAUAAACAUGAAUACGUCAUGUAAAUAUGGUAGAUUUAGACAAAAAAAAAAAGGCUCAUUUUCAUCUAGCUGGUUGAUGGAGGGGAUUAAAAAGAAUUGCAAUCAACACAAAUGACCUAUUCUUAUUCUGCUUAUCAACCCAGAACAGGAACAUUUAGUUUAUAUACUUUAGAUCAACAUUUCGCUUUUCCUUGUUUUUUUCUCUCCCUUUUUGCUCUUUCCUUUGACUUAUUGUUUCGUUUGUGUUUCCUAAUAAUGAAUGUAAAGCACUUUGAAUUACCUUGUUGCUGGAGAUGUACUAUAUAAAUAACAUUACCUUACCUACCUUUUGACAGAUUCAAUGUAUAGCUAGAAGCAGUGUAAUAUACAGUAAACAUUUACAAUAAAAAUAAAAACAAGUCACAUCCGUAAGAGGAAAAAAAAAGCAUUUAAAAACAUUAGUUCAUUUAAAUGUUGAUAUGUUGAUGCCUGGCUGGUCGAUAAACGUACAAAAGAUAUGUUUGAGAACUGGGAUUGCAAACUUUGACUAAACUGUAUCGGGUUCUUUAGUAUCACUAUUGUUUUUGUAGCCACAAAACACAAAAUUCUGUCUGAAUAUUCAGCCAUAGUCCCACGACAGAAUUAGUGAAAUUCAUUUCAAUUUGAUGAUUUCCUGGCGGUUUUUAAACACAGUCAAAAAAAAAAUUAAGGCUUUGGCAAAGCUAUUCAAAUGUUUAAACACCGGUUGGUCCUGCUACCAUCAUCAACGUUUUUCACCAUCAGUGCACCUUCAGGUAUAGUUUUGUAUAGUUUUUUAUAUACAGUAUAUAUGUAGCAACGCCUCACAUACAUCCAGACAAUAUGGUGAAGAUACGUAGCUUUUAGCUGGGCACAGUUACUGACAGUGUUCUUGUUGCUGUGCUGGACGAUUGCCAGUCAGUUGUCCGCGAAGUCCAUUAAACCAAAAUUUGAGCCUUUUAGAGUCAACACAGACCUGAGGAGAUAGAAACCACGUCUACUGAGCGAAAGGAGGUAAAAUAUUUACCGGCCAGUCUCGGACACGUUUAAGGAUCAGUAAAUUAUAUUUUGCUUAUUCUACCUUCAGGGCAAGAGUAUAAAAUAACCAAAAGGCCUGAGGUGUUAUAAAUUCCUGAUAUCAUGUAUAAAUGCUUUGUGGACGAAAGCAGCAUUUUAAACCGUCGCACUGGGAAAUCAAUGGCUAAAGUAGUGAGCACAAUCCUUUUAUCUGUCGAUUAUUUGGAUGAAAAGUCCAAAUUAGGGAGCUGCCACAUCUGGCCAAAGGCAAAGUGAGCGUAACAACCGCCUCAAUGAGACCAACGUACACAGGAACGGUUUUCAAAUGUGCAACGUUGUACAAAAUAUGGUAAACCCAGGACAAAUUAUGCAAUGUUUUGGUCCAUCCAUGAUCCAAUCAUCCUGUUCCACAGCAUAAAGAUUUUUUUUUAAAUUUUUUUUUUUGCAGCCGGGAUCUGGUGAUUGAUCUUAACUAAUAUUUAUGACAGUCUAUAUAUUUUGACAUUUCUUCUAAGGAAGUCGUGACGCUUACAGUUCAUCACGACUUUGUGUGUUCUCACAGCACAGCUCAAAUUGCGUUCUGGAGGAUUUUUUUUUCUCUCUACAUUGUGGUUUUACUUUGAUUGACCUAAGUUGUAGAUUUUGAAAAAGAAAAAAGAUCAUCAAAUGCAGUCCAGGUUACUUUAAAAAAAAAAAAAAUGUAACCGGCCCUUUAAUCUUGAAUCACAUGACUUCGGCUUCAUGUUGUGGAAAAUAAAAAGACUGGAAAUACCAAAAAGCAAUACAGAAAUAAGUGACAACUUUAUUUUUGUCAAUGCUUUUGCCCCAGAGAAGAUGACACCCAUGGCAAAGAGCCCUAUGGCUGUUUAAAAAAAGAAUACCAUUGCCAUGACUAUUAGUAAGGUUAAUGACUGCUAUUCAUUUUUCUUGCGGGAAUAAAACAAACAAACAAAAAAACAAUCAUUGCCCAAGGCUCUCCGACUCUCUCAUACGUGUAAUUAUUGAGAUGAACUGAUCUGCAAGUGGGUACCAAAUUCAAUUUUGCUUAUGACCUUAUUCAAUCUGGAGUGAUCAAAAUAAAAUGCGGUGCGGUUUCUUGCCUCUUACGUGACCUGCGUGUAAAUGUCUUUCAAGGCUCAGAGCGCGAUAGUCAUAUCGUUGCGUUUGAGGUCGCAUGGAGACAAACGUUGUUGAUACAGGUAACCGAGGUGUGGCCAGGCGCACAGGUGGAAAGGGGGAAAAAAAAGAAAAAAAAAGCCAGCUCAUCAUCUGGCAGCCGUUAUUUCUCUUCCUUGUCCUGCACUGCAGCGCUGUGCUCCGGUUAUGGCCCCGAGUGGCGUGGGGAAGUGCUCGCUGUUCUUCUUCCUCGCCCUGGCGUUCGACGCCGGCGGCCUGGUGGUGCUCCUCGUCGGCAUUUUCGGCAACCUGACCGCAGACGGCCGCUUCUACGGGGACUUCCUCAUCUACACGGGCUCCGUCAUCAUCUUUUUCAGCCUGAUGUGGUGGGUGUUGUGGUACACGGGGAACGUGCACCUGUACGCGCCGGUACACAGGAGGGACUCUCUGGACGCCAGCCUCACGCAGUGGGCCAGGAAGUUGUCCGAGAGGUUCUCCAAGGGCGGCGGCGGCGGCAAGAAGCCCCUGGAAGCGGCGGAGGAUGAGGAGGAGAUGAAGAAAAAGAAGAUGGGUGGAGAGGUGGUGGAGGCGAAGGGGACCGCGCUCAUCUCUGCGCCGCCUCGGAUUGCAUGGGAGUCCGGCGGCGGCGGUCAGGAUAACGGGGGCUUUGACGGAUGGAGCGAGUGCGCGUCUCCGGCUGAUAAAAACGCGGAGCUGGGGGUCCUGACGGUGGCGGAGGCGGUUCUGCAGGCGGGAGACACUAAAGCAGAGAGGCUCCUCUGACACAACAUGAUGCUGUGGCCGGUGCUCCUGGACAUGAGCUACUUCCUGUUUUUGUUUGGGGUUUUUUCCUUCUCCCCUGAGAUUUCAACAGACUUUAACAUUUAAACUUGUGAGCGAAAGUCACGUUUGUGAGAACAUCUUGCUUGGUGUAAAGCUCUCAAAAAUAAGAAAAGCUGAAGGGAAAACAUUUCAUUUUUAUGUUUCUUGUGUCACUAUAUGUAUAUUUUUGUCUAAAUUAUUUUUGGGAAUAAAGUGCAAAGACAUUUAAAUGUGGCUGUGUGACUCUGAGCAGUGGAUGCUGUCUGCUUUAGUGAAAGAGACUACGUUGCAAAGGUAAUCCCUAACAAAGUGUCACCUUUUUGACGUCUAUAAGUACAAACAAAUGUUUGGGAUUUAACACACAUGGAUAAUUUCUUUCUACUUUAUCCAAAAUGGCUGAGCUACAGCUGGGUCUGUAAGGGAAGGGAAGCAAAUUCGUCGACGGAGCCAGAAUAUCUCUUAUCUUUAAGGGAACGUAUUUCUCUGGUGCCAGCGGGUGGUUUAAAAAAAAAAAAAAAUGAAGAUGUAGAGAUAGAAGGAAUGUGACCUGAAUGUUUUAAGCUCUUUCCGUGUCAUCUGUCACGCCGCUCACUCCUCGUGAGGUGCCAUGCGAAGCAUGGAAAGAAUGAAACUAACUUUCACAAGUUGCCGCUCUCGGAUCGGCCGCUGCGUAGGGUUUUUCUUCGUUGCUGUCCUCCUCGAUGCGGUCGGCCUCGUCAUCUUCAUCACUGGGAUCGCCUCGCCCGUCGGCUACUGGGACUUUCUUGUCCUUUCUGGGCCGCUAAUCUUGUUCCUCAGCCUGGCGUUUUGGAUUUUGUGGCACAUCGGAAACGUAGAGGUGCCGACCGAGGAGCUGACUCAACUUUGAGGCUCCUCGCCAGCAACCGUUGACCACCUUUCGCUGGAUGAGGAAGCCAAAUCAGCUGCAGGUUCAAAGCUUCUGCUGUGAAAUAAACGAAUGUGGAGAAAGUAAUGUUUGUUAAAAGUUUUGUUGCUUUCCUUUGUUCGGUUUCAGGUGCUUUUUGUGCUUGGAGUCUGUCUCGAAGGACAAACUUAUGGAGCCGUAAUCUGAAAAAGACGUCUGACUGUUGAGAAGGAAAAGUUCUGAAGAUCGCUUCAGACCAAGAAAGGUGCAAUCAUUAAGACUCUUUUGUAUUUUGACAAAUAGGCCUGAAUGAUGUUUACUCCGACUUGCCCCCAGAAAAGCCAAGAUGAAAAGGAACACACAACAAUAGCAAAUUGCAGUAGUUAUUUUUAAUUAGCAUUAUUUUUGAGUCAUUUUGUUCCCAACUAAUAUUAUGUUAUAGCCAUUUGGGAUUCUUUUGUGCUCGUAUUCCGUCUUUUGGGGCCUUUUUAAAUUCACAUUGUCCCUGUUUGAUUCAUGCUUUAGCUUUUUAUCUCAAACUUGCGUUCUUUGUAAGCAUUUCCUUUGUUUGGGGUCUUGUGCAUAGUUUUUUGUUAAAAUUCCACCCCUAAGCUGCGCUUUUGUAUCUCUAUUGCUACGCCGAGGCUCUUUGCUGUCCUUUUGUGAUGAACACAUUUCACAAAUUGUCCUGAUUACUGUAAUGUUGCUUUUGUGCAAGUAUUUGAGGCGUUUCUCAAAUCUAAAUGUGAGCGGUCAAAUAAGUUUUUGAUUCCUACACUACUUCUGUUUUGUUUUCUCAUUCAGUCUGACCAUAUUUCUCCUAAAAUGUUUUGUUUUAAAAAAAAUGACUUCAUCUAGCGCUGAAUUUCCUUCUUUGAGCCGUAUGGCUUUUUGAAGUUGCAUUGUUUCAAGUGGAAACAUAAUAAAAGCAAUUCAGAUUAGCGUA